This is a messenger RNA of Polistes canadensis, 965 nucleotides long. Its product is annotated as reactive oxygen species modulator 1. The transcript is spliced from 4 exons. Gene Ontology annotation, cellular component: TIM23 mitochondrial import inner membrane translocase complex. Gene Ontology annotation, biological process: protein insertion into mitochondrial inner membrane; protein import into mitochondrial matrix. NCBI's taxonomy places the organism in Eukaryota, Metazoa, Arthropoda, Insecta, Hymenoptera, Vespidae. The coding region runs from base 143 to 382 and encodes 79 amino acids. The record is from RefSeq and is a predicted model, not a curated record.
CUGCCAUUACGUUUUACCGUAAAACUAAUAUGGCGUCUCAAUUGUAACAUAAGUUGGAUCCCGGCUUAUUAAACGACUAAAAACACAAAAAAAGAUAGAAAUACGCUUUUCCAAGAGAUUAAUACAAGUAUAUACGGUCACAAUGCCAAUUUCAUCAAGUGUAGUGCAACAGCACAAAGCUACAUGCUGGGAUAGGGUCAGAAUGGGUUUCACCAUGGGUUUUUGUGUUGGUAUAGCCUCUGGUGCAAUUCUUACAGGAUUUUCAGCCAUCAAAUACAGAUUAAGAGGAAGAGAAUUGAUAACUCAACUUGGUAAAAGUAUGAUUCAGGGUGGUGGUACAUUUGGUGUAUUUAUGGCUAUCGGAAUGGGAAUACGAUGCUAAUACUUUAGAAACUAUAUAAACAGAGCACCUUUACGUUACAUAAGCGCAACUACAAGAACAUCAUCCAUCGGGUUUGUUUUUCCUGGUAUAUUUAGUCCGAAACUUAAAUGACGGAUUUUGUGAGUCAUGUUAAAUUGAGACGAAGAAUAGGGUUGCACAUCAUGUACUGUAACAAAAAGAAUUUUUUAUUUCCUAUAAGAUUAUCUAAUAACUUGAAUGGGUAUAAAAUUAAAUUAAUAACAUUUCUUUUUAACAUGUUGAGUGUGGAGCCGAUUUUGCUCUACUUUCCAUUCAAAUAGUACGCAAUGAUGAUUACUCAGCGAGAUGUUCAUUUAUAAAGUAUAAACAGAACAUAACACUUACACUGUAAUGAUGAUUGUGUUUUAUAGUCUGUUUGGGCUAUAGGAAUAGCAUAGUCAAUAUAGAAGAAUAUAAAGGAUAAACAAUAGAUAAUCAGAUGAGGAAUAGUAAAAAAGCAACUACCAAGGAAAGCCAUUGCUCAGAUAAAAAAUUCACUGUCAGUUUUCAGGGACUGACAUCGUGCUUAAUGUAUUAACAUAAAUGAAUAAAUUUUAACAUACCA